Nicotiana attenuata is the source of this 720-nucleotide messenger RNA. RefSeq names its product 60S ribosomal protein L32-1-like. NCBI's taxonomy places the organism in Eukaryota, Viridiplantae, Streptophyta, Magnoliopsida, Solanales, Solanaceae. Gene Ontology annotation, molecular function: structural constituent of ribosome. Gene Ontology annotation, cellular component: ribosome; cytosolic large ribosomal subunit. Gene Ontology annotation, biological process: translation. Bases 129 to 530 code for a protein of 133 amino acids. The record is from RefSeq and is a predicted model, not a curated record. The transcript is spliced from 4 exons.
ACAGCGCUUUCAUUUCAUAACCCUAGCUAAGGUUCCGUAGGGAUAUAUAAUUUUAUUGCAUUCACUUCCGCAACAAAGUUGCGGCGGCUUUAGCAGAAAAACCUACAUUUCCCGAAGGUAAGGUAAGAAUGGCGGUUCCAUUGCUGAACAAGAAGGUUGUGAAGAAGAGGGUCAAGAAGUUCAUUAGACCCCAGAGCGACCGCAGAAUCACUGUUAAGGAAAGCUGGCGCAGACCAAAAGGUAUUGAUUCUCGCGUUAGAAGAAAGUUUAAGGGAUGUGUGCUGAUGCCCAAUAUUGGAUAUGGGUCUGACAAGAAGACACGUCACUAUCUUCCCAAUGGCUUCAAGAAGUUUGUUGUGCACAAUGCGAGUGAACUUGAGAUCUUAAUGAUGCACAACCGAAUUUACUGUGCAGAGAUUGCACAUAAUGUGUCCACAAGGAAGAGGAAAGAAAUUGUUGAGCGAGCAGCACAACUUGAUGUGGUUGUGACGAACAAGCUUGCUAGGCUGCGCAGCCAGGAGGAUGAAUGAGCACAUUGGCUUUAGUAUCUUUAUAUUGUUAGUGUCUGGACAUGUUCUAUGCGUGCGUUUGACUGCAAAUCAAAUUUUGUUCGAUAUGGAUUUUGGCCCAUCCUUGUGUGGCUAAUGUUAAAAACUUUUCAGAUUUUACGUAUGUACUCCAGUCCUCUGGGUUAUAAGUUGCCACUAUGGUUAUAGUCUA